Messenger RNA from Rhodamnia argentea, 2736 nucleotides. RefSeq names its product plastid division protein CDP1, chloroplastic. Bases 247 to 2679 code for a protein of 810 amino acids. The transcript has 12 exons. NCBI's taxonomy places the organism in Eukaryota, Viridiplantae, Streptophyta, Magnoliopsida, Myrtales, Myrtaceae. Gene Ontology annotation, biological process: chloroplast fission. The record is from RefSeq and is a predicted model, not a curated record. Gene Ontology annotation, cellular component: chloroplast inner membrane.
AGGGAAGCAGCCUCACUUCCAAAGCGCCAACGGUCUUGCCGAUAAAUUCUUAAUCCAGCUCAUGCUCACGCUUUUCGGGCAAAUUAACUCCCCAAAAAGCACAAAUCAAAGCUCUCGUCUCUCCCCCACCGGCGACCUCGCUACAGUGCCCCCCAAUCAAGCUCUCGCUUCACUGGCCCAGAGCUCCAGCCAUAAGAACCCUAGCUCCGGAAUUUCCCCAAAUGUAGGGUCCCGAUCGCCGCUCUCAUGGCGCUGGCUCGUGUCGCGGCUGAUGUCUCCACUUCGUCCUGCGUGUGCGGCCAGGGGGAUCCCAAUCGGAUCGCCUCGCUGUCUCUUCUGCGCUUCGCUCAGGCGGCGACCGUCUCCAGAAUCGGCGUCCGCGGGGUCGUGAGCGGGCCGCGUCCGAUGGAGAGAGCGGUCGGGGUCCGCGCGUGGAGAUUGAAGGCCGCCGAGACGGCUCGCAUUUUGGAGAAUCCGACGUCUCGUAACGCCGUCGACAUCCCCGUCACUUGUUAUCAGCUUCUUGGUCUCCCUGAUCAAGCAGAGAAAGAUGAGAUCGUAAAGUCUGUUAUGCAAUUGAAACGUGCUGAAGUAGAGGAGGGUUACACAAUGGAUGCCGUCAAAUCUCGAGAGGCUCUUCUUAUGGACGUGAGGGAUAAACUUCUUUUUGAACCAGAAUAUUCUGGAAAUAAGAGGGGAAAAGUCCUACCUAAAUCAUCUCUUAGAAUUCCAUGGUCUUGGUUGCCUGGCGCUCUCUGUCUCCUUCAAGAGGUUGGAGAAGAAAAACUGGUGCUAAAUAUUGGUCAAGCAGCUCUUCAACAUCCAGAUGCAAAACCACAUGUUCAUGAUCUGCUUCUAUCUAUGGCACUAGCCGAGUGUGCAAUUGCGAAGAUUUGCUUUGAGAAGAACAAAGUGUCGCAAGGAUUUGAAGCCCUGGCUCGUGCUCAGUGUCUUCUCAGAAGUAAGAUUUCCCUUGGAAAAAUGCCAUUACUGUCUCAGAUCGAAGAAUCUUUGGAGGAGCUUGCCCCUGCUUGCACUUUGGAAUUGCUAGGCAUGCCUCAUUCUUCUGAAAAUGCUGAACGGAGACGGGGAGCACUUGCAGCAUUGCGUGAAUUGCUGAGGCAGGGCCUUGACGUGGAAACUACAUGCAGAGUCCAAGAUUGGCCUUGUUUUUUAGACCAAGCACUGAGUAGACUUAUGGCUACAGAAAUAAUAGAACUUCUCCCCUGGGAUGAUCUAGCGAUGACAAGGAAGAACAAGAAAUCUCUAGAAUCUCAAAAUCAGAGGGUGAUUGUUGAUUUUGAUUGCUUCUACGUGGUGCUGAUAGCUCAUAUUGCUCUCGGAUUUUCAGCAAAGCAAAUGGAGUUGAUCAACGGGGCAAAAGUUAUUUGCGAAUGCUUGAUAGCAUCGGAAGGUAUCGAUCUGAAAUUUGAGGAAGCCUUUUGCUUAUUCCUUCUUGGUCAGGGUAGUGAGGCUGAGGUGGUUCAAAGACUUCACCAGCUGGAAAUAAAUUCCAAUUCCACUACACAGAGGUCACUUACAAGAAAAGAAAUCAAAGAUGUUUCUGGUGCAAGUCCAUCUUUGCAGGAACAGUGGCUGAAAGAUGCAGUUCUUACUUUAUUUGCGGAUACACAAGAUUGUUCCCCAUCAUUGGGUCAUUUCUUUAGUGGUGAAAAAAGAUCUGCUCAAAAGAAAAGCAAACGAGCGGUAGAAACCAUGUCUUCGGUGAACCACAGGCCACUAUCCACUUCUCUAGCAACAAACAGAAGAGAAUUUGAUGAAUCUCUUCCUACCUCAAGUUCCUCCCGACACCUUGGAUUGGCCGUUAAGCAGUUGACUGAUAUUCAGAGCUCGGAUAUGGUCGGUCAGAACAGCAGUGGAAGCAACAUUAGCUCACCCUCUGUUCAAAUGAAGAGAAGGCUUGGUGUACACCAUGGUAGCAUUUUGGAUAUGAUGUGCAGUGAGAAGAAUAUAAUUGGCCGGAUUGUCUUUGUUACAGUAUUGGGUUGCUUUAUGUUCAUAACCCUUAGGCCACUGAGCAAGAGUGUGAUAAGGAUGACCAAUGGAUCUAGAUGGAUCUCUACUAGCAUAGUUGACAGGGAUGUAGGAUCGACUGACUGUUCUGCUCACCUUGAGGGAAAUGGCAUCACCAACAGAGUGGACAAAUUGUUGACCGUGGUGAAGAAGCAGUUUGAAAGCUUCUCUGGUUCUAAAAGUGCAAGCAAUUCAUUUUUGGCUGCUGGUUUGUUCUCAUCAACCGCAGGCGUUCACAGGAGUGCGAUGCAAUUGGAGGAUGCUGAAUCUCUUGUGAAGCAGUGGCAAACAAUCAAAGCUGAGGCUCUAGGGCCCGAUCAUCAAGUUCAGUUCCUUCCUGAAAUACUUGAUGAGUCCAUGCUAGUUCAGUGGCAAGCUUUGGCUGACAAGGCAAAAGCCAGGUCUUGUUAUUGGAGGUUUGUCCUGUUGCAACUCUCUGUCCUUCGUGCUGAGAUUCUUUCAGAUGGGAUGGGCGUAGAGAUGGCUGAAAUUGAUGCUCUCCUGGAGGAAGCUGCUGAGCUUGUUGAUGAAUCUCAGCCAAAGAACCCAAAUUACUACAGCUCUUAUAAGAUUCAUUACGUCCUAAAGAAGCAAGAGGAUGGAUCAUGGAAGUUCUGUAAAGGCGAAGUGCAAGCUCCUUCAUGACAUUAGUCUUGGUUUUCAGAUGCAUGGCUAGAAAUAGUUCGUGAUGGCUAACUUUCC